Molecule: messenger RNA, 4333 nt
Organism: Aphis gossypii (cotton aphid)
Lineage: Eukaryota; Metazoa; Arthropoda; Insecta; Hemiptera; Aphididae
Gene: bnl
Exons: 3
Coding region: 917-2164 (415 amino acids)
Biological process (GO): positive regulation of protein phosphorylation; fibroblast growth factor receptor signaling pathway; positive regulation of cell population proliferation
Cellular component (GO): cytoplasm
Molecular function (GO): fibroblast growth factor receptor binding; growth factor activity
Source: RefSeq, a predicted model, not a curated record
CGAUAAUCGUAUUAACCGCAACAAGAACAAAUUAUACUAAUCGAGCACUACGAUAACCGGCCGGCGCGACGCGCGCGAACCAACAGACCGACUAUAGUGGCUCCAUCUGUGGGCCGCACGCGCGCGCCGGGUCACAUGGUCUGACCGACAAAUUGAAUACCGUCUGGCGGUCCCCGUGAUUCCGUGAUUCCUCGCGUUUGCCACUCUCUCGGCCAGUCACCAACCGCACGUCGCGCAGUUUAUUAGAGGGGAAAGAGCAGAGGACGGAAAGAGGAAAAAAUUAAAUAAAUAGUGAUCCGAUCGACAAGACGACGCGAGCGAGACGGACGCGGCGCACGAAUACGACGUGACCGAUCGACCGGCCGUUUCUCGAGUAAUAAAAAUAAUAUUAAUAUACGAAAAACGGGACUCAGCAGUGACCUUUUUUUCCGCUCAAAUUUAUCCGUUCGAUUUUUUUUUUUUUUUAAUUUUUAUUAUUACUUGACUACUUUUUCGCGCGUUCGACCUCUAACGCGUCGCAAAAUUCGAGCACGUGAUCCGCCAGCGUACAUUAUAUACAUACUAUACUCGUACGUAUAGUCGUUCCGUCGGUUCAAAUUUUUUUCCGUUAGGUUAAAAAAAAAAAGUCGUUUUUAGAGCUUUUGGAUUACGUAAGCCACGGCGAUAUCGCCUCGCUUGGCAGGUCGCGGGUCACCCCGACAAGCAAUAUUUCGGCCUUUGAUCGGCCGUCACCGUCUAACGAAGACAUAAUAAUAAUAUCCUCGUCGACUAAGAGUCACCCGCCAAUCGCCCGUCCGCCUACCGCGUACCCACCGGCGGUAUGCGGACGUCGUGCGAAGCGGGCACUGGCGUCCGGCGAGACGGACCCUGACCCGGCGGUACCCUGCCCGGUACCACCCAGCAAUGGCCUAAAGUCAUGGUGAAACGGUCGCACUGCAACAGCAGCAACAGCGGUGGCGGCCACCGGCGGAGUGUUGUGGUGACGGUCAGCGUAUUGGCGUUAUACGCCGUGUUGUGCGGUGGCGCGGUGUCGGGCACGUCACUCGGUGACCGGACCGCGUAUUACGGCGUCGCGGUGGCCGCGGAACGGGUGGACGACGCGGCAGUGGUGGCCGCGGUCCCGGGCUCGGCUGCAGUCAGGAACGGCAGGUCGUCGACCAACCUGUCGCACAUAACGGGCACCGCCAGGAAAAUCAAAAUGUUCAUCAAAAACAGAUACCUGCAGGUGUUCCCGGACGGCACGGUGAACGGCACGGCCGAGGAUACGAACGAUUAUGUUAUCCUGCAAAGAACUUCGGUGAACAUGGGGCAGCUAAACAUCCAAGGCGUAGCAACCUGUAUGUACUUGUGCAUGGACGCAUGCGGCUUACUUUAUGGCUCGAAAGAUUUCGAGGACGAAUGCGUGUUCAACGAGAUGAUCGAACAAAACCAUUACAACACGUACUCGUCGGUCAAGUACACGAACGACCGACGAACCCUUUACCUGGCGCUCAACAAGCGGGGCACGCCGCGCAAGGUGCAAAUAAAGGCGGACGCGCCGCUCGGCAAGCUGUCCACGUACACGCGAGUGCUGACACAACCGGUGCCCGCGGAACGGGUGGAACGUCUGUUGGCCAACCGGCAGUCAGCCGAGUGGCCGGCGUCCAUACCGCACGCGCACCGGCACCAACACGCGUGUCCGCCGCACGUGGGGCUACCGCACGCCACUGCCAAGCACCGCAAAGGCCGUAAUAAAUGCCAAGGCAAAGGCGGCGGCGGCGGUGGUGGCCGGAAGAAGAACAAGGACGACGGGAACGGCAGGGACAGCGGCAGUAGAGAGGACGAAGACUGCGGGGUCGGAGGAGGAAACAAGAAUAAGAAGAACAACCCGCGGUGUGGCGACGGCGACGAGAUCAAUCACCGGAAGGUGGACGCUGCCGGACGGAAAAAGAAAUCGAAAAAACCCACGACCGGCGGCGGUAAAGGCGGCAAAGGCGACAAACCGCAACGGCAACACGGCGCAAAAGCCGGUAAAAAAUCGGAAACGGAAACUCCGCCGCCGCCGCCGCCGGAACCCGCGGACGGUGGUGGCGGCGCAGGCGACGUCGACGACGACGACGACGACGAAGCGGCAGCGGCGGCCACGGCACCGACAGACGAGUUCCUACAUUUUAACGACAAUUAACCGUAACGAUAGCAUAUUAUAAUAAUAUUAAUAAUAACGAUAUACAUAAAAUUAUUGUAUUAUGCGCACUUAUAUAUUGUUAUUACUAUUAUUGUCAUAUACAUAUUACAUUUAUAUACAAAUAUACAGUACUGCUUUUCUUAUAUAUAUAUUAUUAUAUAAUAAUAAUUAUCAUUCUUUUUAUAUUAUUAUUAUUAUUGAUGUGUCGUAAUAGAUCGGUUUUUCACGAGUGGCCCCGUUGACCACGAAAAAAAUCCACACCGACCUACCAAUAAUAUUAUAUAUAUAUAUAUUACAAUCAUAUGCCUAUAAUUAGCUACUACAUACUCAUUUUAUUCAAAACCGCUUAGGUGUUAUUUUAUUAGUGUUACGCAAUAUAAUACCUAUCCUCUUGUACGCGCGUGCACGCCAUCAUUAUACAUUUUUUUUUUUUUUUAUCGUAAUAUUAAAAGUACACAUAAAUAAUAAUAAUAUUAUAUAUUAUGAUAGCUGUAAGCUUAUACCUAUUGAUUAUUAAGUACUCGCCGAAAAUAUUACAAUUUUAUCCAUAAAAUCUGCCCACGAGGCCGCCGCCGCUUACGAGUGCUUAUACCUACUAUAUUUCCCGAGUCUGAAAGUCUAUCCACAUAGUUCCCUCCGUCGCGCCCACUCGGGAUAUUUUAAAAGUUAUCGCAAUAAACUUUUUUUUUUCGUAUACUUCGCAGCAACCCACCCCACCCAUCGGUAUUCAGUGAACGUUCAGUAUUCUUCGGUAUAAAAUUUAUGUAGUAUAUAAUACGCGUCAUUGGGUAUAUAUAUUGUCAUUCGUCGUUGUGUAUUCCCGUGGAUUUCUCGAAAUGUGCCAUUUUUAAAUAAUAACAAAACGAUGAAAAAAAAAAAAUGUUAAAUCUGUUUAUUAAUUUUGUACUUUCCUGAUAUUUUUUUUUUUUUUAUAAUAACGUUAUAUACGUCGUGUCUUAUUAUUAGUUAUUCUGAAUGAUAUACAGCACUGCACGGUAAAAAUAUAUAUAGACGAAAAACUUGUCCGGCUCUAUCAAAUGUAGGUAUUGUGCUAAAGAAUACGCAUGUGUAUUAGAACGCGAACAUAUUAACGUGUGUUUAGACAAUAUAAAAAUUUGUUUACAUUCCAAAUUUCGAAUAAUAUAAAAUGUACGUGACAAACGAGCACUGUUUUAAAUCGUCGCGACCUUAUGUUUAUUAUUAUUUUUAAUAAUAACAAUAUACAUACAUAUAUAUAUAUUCAUACCAGUCCGAUUAACGGCGAAUAUUUUAUUAUAAUAUACCAAAGUUAGUCCCUCGCCGAAUCUAAAAUACCAAUUCGUGAAAUCUCGCGUGCUUAAAAAACGCAACAAUGUUUUUUGUAAAAAUAAAAAAUACAUUUUUAUACCAAAUAAGUUUAUAUAUUUUAGUUUUCCUAUGUUGUACAAAUUUAUAUUAAAGUGUCAAUUUUUUUCAAUUUGUAAUUUUUAAAUGUGCCUGACUAGUUUUAUUUAAUACGUACAUUAGCACUAUAUGAUAUAUACUAUAUAUAAUUAUUUAUUUACUGUCCGUACGCGGUGAUUUAAAAUUUUCCCAUAACAAUUUUAAUAAAUAUUAAGCAAAAAAUAUGAUUUUUUUUUCCUAAAAAGUAAAAUAUAAUAGUGAUUUUUGUACUCUAUGUCUGUUAAAUAUUAUACAGAGAAAAACACCUAGUCAAUAUUCGUUAAAUAAGUGUUUAGAUCAUUGGAGAGAAGUAUAUAAUGUAAUAUAUAUACGUAAAUGAAAAAAUAAAAUAUUCUGAGUUUUUUAUUGUUUUGUUUUAACUUAUUUAUAUUUUUAACGUAAAAAUCGUACGUACCUCUUUCCGGUGAUCGUGGAACUAGUGUGUUUAUUACUUAAGUAUUAAUUCUGAAAGCGGCUCGCGUUAGUGCUGUGUCCACCGUAUUAUAUAUUUGUACUAAAUAAUAUUAUGUCUAUAUCACUAUUACCUGUAUAAGUAUAAUGCGUAUACUUAUAUUAUAGUCCAUCAUUAUUUAUUUAUACUAUAAUACCAUUUUUAUGUUUCCUGAAAUGAUUGUUUGUUUUAGUUUGAUAUUGUAACCAUAUUGUAUGACAAUAUUAAUGUUGUGACCAAAAACGAAAAAAAAAUCAAACCGUUCAAAAUAUAUAACAUUAAAGUACCUAAUAUCA